GCGUUACAUUUCCAGCAACCUGUCAGGGUGAGCGCUUGUUUCGUGCAGGAUGUGCCGCAGCUGCGUCCCACGCCACUCUGAUAACUUCAGUCUGUCAGAUGAGAUGCAAAGUCACUUCCUCAGACGCGCCACGGCCAAGCAAUGAUCCAACCUGUCCGCGCUGAGCAGGGGACAGGCUUCGCUGGAAAUCAGCUCAAACCCCGGCUAUUUAUCUCUGGGCCCAUCUCUGAUAGAGGCAGGCGCGCUGAGCGGAGGCUAUUUUAACAGACCGCUUAAAGACGGCGGAUGAAGGCGCUCAUACUGUCUGCCUCAGUGAGUCCGGUUCAACAGGAAACCAGAGCAAGUGCGCCGCUUACAGAACUGAAACCUGCAGCGUGCAUGAAGUUCUUCUGGUCAGAUUUUCCAACUCGCAACAGUUUUCAGAUGACUCCACUGACCGGAACAGCAGGAAAUUGGCAGGAGAACAAAUGUACACUGUGUGUCAGAGAAGCCACAGUAACAUAAUCUGCACUGAACAUCACCUGCUAAUGUUCUCCCAGACUUGCAAAAAGCUUUGAACCCGUCAUGCCCUGCAGCCAUUUAUGAAUUGAAGUGAUGGAUAGGUCAUCGUCCACCGUCAGGCGGCGAGCCUGGAUCAACAGCAGCCGGCAAUGGCCGACAGUGGAGGACCUGGAGGGUCCGCUGUGUAACCUCGCAUCCUCGGCCUCCAUAGCAGAUGACGAUGAUGUCUUUUCUGAUGCCAGCUUCAAUGGAAAGAUUGAGAACUGGCUCCUUGGUUGUGGAUCUGAUGUCCGCUUGGAGAACAGCAGGCAGCUAAGUUUCGAGUCUGCACUGCAAGCCAACACCUUUUGUGACGACCUGAGCCUUGGAGCUGAUGCCUCAGUUAUAAACUUUGGAGGAACUACAACUAACUGUCGAAAUCGUUCCUUCACAAAACAGCUCAGCAGGGUCAGCAGCAGUACUCCUCUCCAGAAACUAUGCCCACCGUCACUCAACCUGGGCCACAGCAUGGCCUCCAGCUGCCUUUCCUCCUCCACUUGGAAAACAGUGUCAAGUGUGUCAGAGGUUCUGCAGAUAUGUUCAGAGGAUGCAGAGGAGACUCUGUACGAACUGGGUUUUGGCUGCGAAGAACCGCAGGUCACCGUUCGCAUCCCUCCUCGAUUCUUCACCUUCCCCUCUCAGGCUCAAGGCAUCAACUUCCGCCUCUUCCUGGACGCCCAGAUCCGGCGAAUAAGAGAGGAGGACCCCAGCCUUUCACUUGCCAGUCGUUUCAGACAAGUGCAAGUGCUUACAGCCAUGGCCAAUGCUUUCUAUUCCCUCUACUCCCACGUGUCCCGCACUCCUCUCCAGAAGCUGGCCACGCCAGAGUUCAGCUUCUCCUCUCCUGUGGAGAGGAUUGAACGGUUUAGGACCAGUGUUCGCAGCGAGCCUCGCUCUCCUGUGGAGAGGCUGAAGGACACUGUAAACAAAAUGUGCCUCUACACCGGCUCUCCUCGCGGGUCGGACUCCACCUCUCCACAGCCCUCACCCAGAAAGAGAUCCAGCCUUCCUGACGUGGUGGAUGUAAUGCUGAAAUUCAAGACCGGGAGUGCCAAGAAGCUGGAUUUGGGGGAACAUGACAGGUGUGGAUCUUGUGAGGAUUUUAGGCUGCUAUCAGACGGUGGAGAUACAGCGCAAGUGAAGCAGACUGUAGAGGACACAGACAUUUGCAAGGAGGAGACGCCUGACAACGAAGAGGCAGAUAAUGCUGAUAAUGUCAGACAAGAAUAUUGUGAAAGAACAUCUCUAGAGUCAUCUUUGUCAAGAGAAACCGUGAUAGAAACAGAAACUCUGCUAGCCACGAAUCGGUCAGAGCUGGACUCAUGUUUGACACAAAGGGACACAAGGACUCCUGCCGCCAAAGUUUCAUAUGAUCUAAUCUGCCCUCCAAUAGUGGAGCGUGUACAUCAGGCUUCUUUCUGUUGUCAAAACCAAAACCGCUUCUUUCAUAUCUCUGGGACAGAAAGUAGAGACAGACUAAGCUCUCUAGUGCAAACCCCUACCUCUAAGCCUAAUGAAGACUUACAUUCUGAAUCUAAUAGAAAGAGCCUACAGGUGGAUGGAUCUGGAUCACCUCUGGUUCUCGAGCCUAGAGACAGCAACGCUCACUGCUGCAUCACGGUGACGGGCUUUGAAGACGAGGACGCGUCGUCGUCCUCCAUGAACUCCUGCCAUGCUUCACCUGGCUUAUCCAAGCGGACUCCUGCAGAGCUGUGUAAUGAGGGAGAGGGACAGUACCUGAACCCGUUAACCCAUCCAGGCCUGGGCAAAUUCUCCAGCAAUCGUCAGCAGGUCAACUCAUUCGAGCUGGAGGAGGUGCAUAGCGCAGGAGAGGAAGAUUUUGGACAACCAGAAGCGAGUACCGUCACUUCGUCACUCUCUAGAAAACAUUCACGCAAAGGUGAAGUGGUGCGGGGCGACAGCGUGCAGUCAGACAGCAGUGGCUACGCAGACGAAGAAGUCAGCCCGUCGUUAGACAUGGCAGGUGACGGAGAGAAAAAGGCAGGACUAAAAUGUACCACAAGAUCUGGAAACCUUUUCCCGUUGGAAAGCAGAUCUCCACAUUGACUUUGCUUGAACUCUUAAAAUGUGAAUGUUUCAGAGGCUACAGACAAAAAAGAAAACGUACAAAACAUGAUUAUGUGAAACAGAACUGUGUAAACGAGCAAAGACUUAGACAGUGAAGUGUAACGGAAUGGUACUUUAAUUAGGGUAAAAACAACUUCAAUUCUUACAAAAAAUGUUUUAUCGGGGAAAAAAAAAA
Molecule: messenger RNA, 2803 nt
Organism: Poecilia latipinna (sailfin molly)
Lineage: Eukaryota; Metazoa; Chordata; Actinopteri; Cyprinodontiformes; Poeciliidae
Gene: tespa1
Product: thymocyte expressed, positive selection associated 1
Exons: 13
Coding region: 595-2607 (670 amino acids)
Molecular function (GO): signaling receptor binding
Source: RefSeq, a predicted model, not a curated record